GCCUCCGAUAUCACCACCACGCCGCAGGCCUCUACGGCCUGGCCGCGGAGGGCCUCAGCCGGCCAUGGCCGCGCCUCGCCCCGCCGCUGCCCAGCGCAGCGCCACGCACCGAGGCCUCCUCGGCCGCCUCGCAGCCUGCAGCACCGGCCCCCGCAGCUGCGGCGGCCGCCGCGGCCCCCGCGGCCCCCGCAGAGGCACCCUCGGCCACUGGCUCGGCCCCUGGUGCGCCCCCGACAACGGCCUCGGGGCCGGCGGCCUCGGCCGCCGCCCAGCGGGAGCCGGCACCCGCAGCCGCGGCGGCGCUCGCCAUGUCGUCCCGGGUGGCAUCUGGGACCAGCACAGGGGCCUUGGGCAUGGCGGUCCCUAUAGCGAGCGACCCCAUGGCGAUCUUCUCGGCGGGCCUCGUCACCGGGGCCGCCCUCGUUUCCUUGGCGUUCUGCCUGGCCGCCAUGGCCAGGAGAACUGACGUCAUCAAGGUGUCAAAUGCGGACGCCGAGACGGGCGCCAGUGAGGCGGCUGCGCCUCCAGCAAGCAGGGUCGGAAAGGCGCCGACGGCCAAGGAGGAGAGGCCCUUAUUCGCGGAGGACGGCGACGACGAUCAGAGCGACAAUGAUGACACAUGA
This is a messenger RNA of Prorocentrum cordatum, 623 nucleotides long. The record is from the annotation of a GenBank genome assembly. Lineage: Eukaryota; Dinophyceae; Prorocentrales; Prorocentraceae.